UGUUAAGAAAGUGUAAGAAAUUGUUAAGAAUUGUUAAGAAAUCAAUGUCAACAGAGCAGAGAAAUCAAGCAACAUUACAUGUGGUUGGAUUAGGACCAGAAGUAACAGAAAAUAUGUUACAUGAAAUGUUUAUUCCAUUUGGAGAGAUAGUAGGAGUUGAACUUCCUAGAGAUGAAACUACAGAAGAGCCACAUCAAGGAUUUGGUUAUGUAGAAUUUGAACAUGUGGAAGAUGCACGAGAAGCAAUAGAUAAUAUGGAUCAAUCGGAGGUUUGGGGACGUAUUUUACAUGUAACAACAGCAAAAGCGGAAAGAAAGAUAUUAGAAGGACUUGGAUCUAAAAUUCCAGUUUGGGAACAAGAGGCAUGGAUUCAGCAAUAUCAAAUUAAUAAAGAGGAUCGAAAAGUGGUAGAGGAAAAAAAAGAACUUAUACAGUCGACAUUUGUGCCAGUAGGACCACGUCCUUUAUAGAAAAGUAUUAUUUAUAUAUUAUAAUAAUUAAAAAAGGAAUAUUAA
Messenger RNA from Pneumocystis carinii B80, 515 nucleotides. RefSeq lists its product as hypothetical. The transcript is spliced from 4 exons. The record is from RefSeq and is a predicted model, not a curated record. NCBI's taxonomy places the organism in Eukaryota, Fungi, Ascomycota, Pneumocystomycetes, Pneumocystales, Pneumocystaceae. Bases 45 to 470 code for a protein of 141 amino acids. Gene Ontology annotation, molecular function: RNA binding.